AAUUGACUAGCAGAAUAACCCUCUCCCCUCACAGAACGUCCUUAUUCUCUUCAUCUGAUUCUGAUGAAGUUUUAUUGACCCAAAAGAGAACCAAAAAAGGAAACAGGAAAAAAAGAUCAUCCCUAUUCUCUUAUCCUCUUGUCAUUGCAUCCAGUAAAUAGCUUGGUAAGUGUGUUUAUCAGUUGAAGCUUAAUUUCCUGAAAUAAAUAUAUGUAAUCUCUCUCACUAUCUACGUUCAAAGGCUUCUGUAAGUUUCUGUAUGCUCUUGAAGUUAUGUCUCUACAGCGCCCUGUUGAUCAUCUGACCAAAAUCAUAAGCGACACACCAGGUAAACUGGCACGAUGUCUCUCAUCCAAAGUCAGAGAAUUUUUAAAAAAGAAAUGGGAAAGAACACAUCUUUCAUUCUGGAACAAGAUGGUUGUAAUUUCAUGUGUUAUUGCAAUUUCCCUGGAUCCCUUGUUCUUAUACAUUCCAUUCAUCGAUGAGGAAAAGAAAUGCCUUGGAAUGGACAAAAAGUUGAGGAAUGUGGCUCUGAUUUUGCGAUCUCUCACGGAUAUCACUUUCUUGGUGCGUAUUGGAUAUCAAAUCUAUGAAGAUAUUAAUAAGGCCUACAAGGAGAUCAACAAAGAAAAAUCGGAGUGGGAAUUGGAUUUGCAGAUGACGUUAAUGAGAAGAGAUGAGAUAGUUUCAUUUGCUGCGAUAUUAGCUACGACGUUGCAGUGGGGCUCUUUGCUGAUUGACCUUCUCUCUGUUUUUCCCACGCCACAGGUUCUAGUAGUAAAGGGUUUUUACCAAAUGAGAGGGCAGAGAUUUUUAGAACGUAGACUGGUUGCCAACUUUUUUCUUCUCAGCCAGUAUUUGCCAAGGAUUUAUCUAAUUAUCUCAACAUCCAAGGAACUUACUGGGAUUAUUGGAAUACAUAUCAAAGCCCUAUUCAAUUUGUUUCUAUACAUUCUUGCUAGCCAUGUUGUUGGAGCCUUUUGGUACUUCUUUUCCAUUCAACGAAAGACUUCAUGUUGGUAUUGGGCUUGUAAAAAAUAUAAUGAUCAUGAAGGAUGCAUGAGUACCUUUUAUUGUGAUGGUGAUCACAAUACUUCUACAGCAAAUCUCACAUUUUUUAAUGAAUUUUGCGGUAUAGAUGUUCCAGAUAAUACUAAGCUGCCGUUUGAUUAUGGAAUAUUUCUGGAUUCCUUUAAGCUUGGUAACAUGGGGCAUUUUCCAACCAAGUUAUGCUACUCUUUCUGGUGGGGCCUAAAAAAUCUAAGCAACUUUGGCACGAGUCUCACAACAAGUAAUUAUGUGUGGGAAAACUUGUUUGCAAUUCUAAUUUCUAUCACUGGCAUGCUCCUAUUUGUAUAUCUCAUUGGAAAUGUUCAGACAUAUAUUCAUAUGAAAACCAAAUCAGAUGAAUUAAGGCAGAAGAUAAAAUUAAAAGAGUCUGAUAUAGAAGCGUGGAUGGCCAAAAAGGGCAUUCCUGAUGAUAUGAAGAAGGAAAUCAUGAGCAACAUAAUUCCAAAAUUGGAAGAGCUCAAAGAUGCUGAUCUACAGAAUCUUUUCAAUGUUCUUCCCUGGUAUAUGCAAAAAUCUCUAAAGCACGUUCUCGGCUUGAAUAUUCUAUCACAAGUAGAACUCCUUAAAGAAACAGAUGACAAAGUGCUGAAAGCGAUGUGCGACGAUCUGACUCCAGUGACAUACGGAAAAGAUAAAAUAAUUAUUCGAGAGGGGGACCGAAUUGAUCGCAUGCUUCUCAUUAUAGACGGCACUGUAUCUUUUGGACCAGAUUCUGGUGCCACCAAGCAACUUGAGAAAGGUCUUGUUUAUGGAGAAGAGCUUCUGAAGUGGGCAUCGCGAAACCAACAUACGUUUAAUGAGUUUGAGGGCAAGAAGCUUGUCUCAGCCGCCAAAGAAGGUCUCAAACUUGAUGAGAGUGAAGACGAGGCAAAGAAGAAGGAAGAGUUGAAGGAGAAGUUCGAGGGACUCUGCAAGGUUGUGAAGGAUGUUUUGGGUGACAGAGUGGAGAAGGUUGUGGUGUCUGACCGUCUGACCGUGCUGGACUACCAACAUGGAAAGAAUCAUGAAGGCUCAAGCCUUGAGGGAUAA
Messenger RNA from Prunus avium (sweet cherry), 2100 nucleotides. Lineage: Eukaryota; Viridiplantae; Streptophyta; Magnoliopsida; Rosales; Rosaceae. The record is from RefSeq and is a predicted model, not a curated record.